Messenger RNA from Pogona vitticeps (central bearded dragon), 4497 nucleotides. The record is from RefSeq and is a predicted model, not a curated record. Lineage: Eukaryota; Metazoa; Chordata; Lepidosauria; Squamata; Agamidae.
AGACAGAGUGUUUGGCUGGGGCUAGGGAGAUCUGUCCCUUGCAGAGCUUUGAUAUUUACUGAAUGUUUUUGAAAGGUAAUCUUCCCUCAGCCAACCAUAAUUCAUAAGAUUGUUGUGAAGAUAAAAUAAGAUGGUAUCAUGUACUAUUGCUGAACUUCUUGAAAGAAGUUUCUGCUAUUGCAUCUGUGUUGACAGCUGAAGAAUUCAAAUUGUGCGGCUUUUAUUCAGUGCUGAUCAGGGGAGCUUGCUUUCCAUGCUGCUGAGAGGAUGUAGUGGAAAUGAUAGCAGAGCCUAAUUCCGUUGCCAGUCUCCCCAACCACAGAGAAAAUGGGAUCCGCGAUGAGGUUGCCCCUGAAUCCACUGCACAGAAUGGCAGCUGCGUAAGAAGUGGCAACAUUAAAAAUCUUAGAGGGAAAAGAAAAAUUCGAGAACAAUGUGAAAACAGGAGAAGAAACUUUUCUGGUACUAGGCAGUCAAACCAGCUGCAAAAUGGUGAAGUAGUUGAAGCAGUUACUUUAUUUGAGGUGGUCAGCAUGGGCAAAAGAGCUAUGCAGACUGUGGUAGAUGAUUGGAUUGAAGCUUAUAAAAAAGAUAGAGACGUGGCACUUCUUGACCUCAUCAACUUCUUCAUUCAGUGCUCAGGUUGUCAAGGAAUGGUUACCGCAGAGAUGUUCCAGAGUUUGCAAAACUGUGAGGUGAUGCAGAAAAUGACAGAGACAUUUGAUGAAGAAACAGGAUUGCAGUAUAAAAAGUUCAUGGCUUAUCCCUGGAUUUUGACUGUGACUUGGCCGGUGGAUAUGGACAAUGAAGAUUAUCCACUUAUCAAGCCAGGGCCCUGCUGGAAGAAGUUUAAAACUAAUUUCUGCGAGUUUGCCACGGUGCUAGUCCAGCAGUGCCAGUACAGCAUCCUUUAUGACAGCUAUCUGAUGGACACCGUCAUCUCUCUCCUGACAGGCUUGGCAGAUUCUAUGGUCAGAGCAUUCCGGCACACCAGUACAUUAGCAGCUAUGAAGCUUCUGACUGCGCUUGUAAACCUCAGACUCAAUCUAGAUGUAAGUAAGCGGAACCUGGAAAGAUUAUAUGAAGUGGAAAAGAGCAGGGCUGCAGGCAAGAGGACCAAUUCUAGACUGGACCAGCUAGAGAAGAAAAAGAGAGAGUAUGACCAGAAACUGCCCAAGAUAGAAAACAUGAUGAAUGCUAUUUUCAAAGGGACCUUUCUGCAACGCUAUCGUGAUGUUAUUCCAGAAAUCCGAGCUAACUGUAUUGAAGAAAUGGGCACCUGGAUGAAAAUGUAUCCAGACACAUUCUUAAAUGAUAGUUACUUGAAAUACGUUGGAUGGAUGUUAUAUGAUAAACAACCUGAAGUCCGACUAAAGUGCCUUCAGGGCCUACAGGGAAUUUAUGGCCAAAAAGAGUUUGUUUGUAAAAUGGAUCUCUUCACUAGCAGAUUCAAGGAUCGAAUUGUAUCCAUGGCUCUGGACAAAGAACAUGAAGUAGCAGUUCAAGCUAUGAAACUCUUGAUGCUCAUGUCACAGAACUGUGAAGAUGCCCUAUCAUCUGAAGACUGUGAAACCUUAUACCAGUUUGUUUACACCACCCACCGACCAUUGGCUGUUGCAGCUGGGGAACUACUUUAUAAAAGGUUAAUUGUCCAGGAAACUGGGAUGGAUGUUUGCACUAGAAGAGAUGGAAAACAGGAACCGAUUGCUAGCCAGCUGAGAACACUGAUCAUUUUCUAUAUGGAAAGUGAGCUACACAGCCAUGUCACAUACCUUGUGGACAGCCUGUGGGAUUGGGCAGUGAGUUUACUGAAAGGCUGGGAAUGCAUGACAGCUCUCUUGUUGGAAAACGCUGAUGAUCAAAAAGGAGCACUGACCAAAGCUGAAGAGAGUGCCCUCGUUGAGAUAAUCUUGGCAACCAUUCGAGAAGCUGUUGAUGGUCAUCCCCCUGUGGGCAGAGGAGGGACCAGAAAAGUCCUGUCUUCCAAAGAGAAGAAGAUACAAAUGGAAGAUUGUGCUAAAAUUACUGAGCACUUUGUUGUGGUGCUUCCUCGGCUCUUGGCAAAAUAUUCAGGGCAUGCAGAAAAAGUUACAAGCCUCCUGCAGAUUCCACACUAUUUUGAUCUAGAGAUGUACAGUACAGGGAUCUUGGAAAAGCACUUGGAUGUGCUACUGAGGGAGGUCAAAGCCAUUGUAAUCAGACAUUCUGACACAGAUGUUCUGGAAGCUUGCUCCAGGAUAUACUACGUCCUUGGCAAUGAAGUGCUUGUUUUCCACAACAAAGUGACUUUUGCUAGAGCUGAACUUGUGGAUGACCUGGUGGACCAGCUAAACCAACUCUUGGAUACCUUUUGGAAUAAGAGAGAAGAGCUUUGUGUAGAUGACAAAGUGAUUCAGCACUUAUCCUCUGCUCUGGAAAGAAUUGCUGCUCUUCACAAUGCCCAUGACCUCACUAAGUGGAAUCUCUAUGACAAAAUGUCCAACGUGCUUGCUUUUGAAAUGGAACACAGCUCUUUGCCACUUCAGAUCAUUUUGCCUGCUUUACAGUGUGCUUAUUUUGCAUUGCUCUGGCAGCUCACCUCUGUGGUAGAAUGCCCAUCAUCCAAGAAAGACAUUCAUGUUCUGAGAACAAAUUUGAGGCACUUCUGCCACAUUUGCACAUGCUGCCUGAGCCAUGACAACAGGGAGUUACGUGAAAAGGCUUUUAUGAUACUUUGUGAUUUGCUGAUAAUUAUAAGUCAUCAAGAUUCAGUGGACAACAAUGCUAUCGGGUUGCUGAAGUCCCUUCCCAGUACAUCUCUUCAAUCCAAAAUGCUCAUAUUUAUUCAGGAUCAUGUUUUCACAGAGGAGGAGGAAGAAUCCAAAGACUUGACAGAAGAGGAAGAGAAGAAGAAUGAAAGUCAGAAAUUGGAUGUUUUGCAUUUGAAGCGAUGCCUCCUUGCAGCUUACUGCAAGUUAAUCAUCUGCAAUGUUGUUGAGAUGACAGCAGCUGCUGAAAUCUAUAAGCAUUAUAUGAAGGCUUACAGUGACUAUGGAGACAUAAUUAAAGAAACCCUGAGCCGAUCAAGGCACAACGACAAAAUUCAAAGUGCAAAGACACUAAUCCUCUGCUUACAGCAGUUAUUUCAGAAGCAUAUUGAAAGCCAGGAUGACAGCAGCAGCAGCAGCAUGGAUGCCUCUUCCGCUGCCUUCAGCAACAUUAAAGAGCUUGCACGGCGCUUUUCUUUGACAUUCGGCUGGGACCAAGUGAAAAGUCGAGAGUCGGUAGCUAUGAUCCACAAGGAAGGGAUUGAAUUUGCCUUUAAAGGAACAUCUGGCAUGGAAGCGAAGGGCCUGCCUCCCAAUCUCAAUUUCCUAGUCAUCCUCAGUGAAUUCUCCAAUAAGCUUCUAAAGCCUGACAAAAGACUUGUCUAUAGUUACUUGCUGAGAUAUAUACCGGAACCAGCCCUUUGUAAAGGGGACGCCUGGUACGCAUUGGGAUGGUAUAGAACUUCUCUCUUGGCCAGUGAAGACGAGGAGACUUCUUCUACCAGCAGCUUAAAUGAAUGGCCACCCAUAAGUACUGCUGGGAUGCCUUCUUUUAAAAGAAAAUUAUAUGAAGGAGCCUGGUCCAAAACCAAUCAUGCUGAGACAACAAAUAAAAGUUCAGAUAGCUGUGGACCAUCUUAUCUCCGUUCCUUGGCACAGAGAAGCAGGAAGAGGGUAAAAUCUCAUAACCCUCAUCACCAAGACUGUUCCCUAUUCCUUGGUCCUGAAAGUCUGAAGAGAAAAAGCUGUAACCAACCUGUGGUUAAGGUAGAGAAGACUGCAGAAGUUCCAGCUGAAGAUACUGAUGUUGAUGUUGUUGGUGCAGAUCAGGAAACCUGAAGAUCAAAGAAAGCUGGACAGUAUCUUUUCAGAGAAGGGGAAAGAGAAGGAACAGAAAGGUGGAAUGGACUGUACAGUACAUAGGUCCCUUAGGGAGCAUGACGUGAGCAAAAGGUGAAAUCACCAGUUAUAGCUGGUUAAAGUGACUGUUAUUGCAAUUUUCUUAGCCAGUGUUAUUACAGGGCUCCUGUACUUUCUGGUGUUGCCUACAACUGUUUUUUCUGAACACUUUUGGUUUUCAUGAUUGUUUUGUUAAAAAAAUAUCUGAAACAUUACACCAAACUCAUUUGUAGAGAAUUAAAUUACCAAAUAAUAUUGGACCGCUCUUUUGCAGAAAUUGGCCCAGUCAAAAUGGGGGCGGGUAUCGAAGACUUGUGUCAGUCUUCUUUUGGGUAAACAGGACAGUAGUUUGAAGGGAAGGAAUAUUUGUGUAUUUAUGUAUAGGGGGAAGUAUAAAUCAGAACACACAAUGCUUGUAUUUUGUACAUUUCCUUGUCUAUCAUGAUAGUCUAAUGUUGAUAAUUGGAUUAAUGAAUCACUGUUACUCACGGCACAGCUUGUCAAACAGCUGUUUUGUUUCAUACUUUUAUAUUCAGAUGUUUGUAAAAUAAAAUAAGUGAUCAACACAGUC